AUGACUCGAGAAACCAAGCCCAACGAGGACCCCUCCAAAGUCCGUAUCUUCGUCGUCCGUCACGGGCGUACAGAAUAUAACUCCAAAAAGGUCAUCCAGGGACACCUUGAUAUAGACAUAGACGAAACCGGAAAGGAACAGGCAGCCAAAGUAGCCCACUACCUAGAAGAUUAUAAAUUCGAUUACUGCGUGACCUCAGACUUGUGUCGGUGUAUCAGCACCAUCAAGGAUAUCUUGCAGAACAACCCACAUUUGACAAAAGAUCUUGUUAGAGUCACGCCAAAUAUGAGAGAGCGUAUGAUGGGACCAGUUCAAGGCAUGAACAUUGUCGAUGCCAAGGAGAAAUACGGAACUCAGUUCAAACAAAUGGGAGAAAAGGAACAUGAACUAAGGUGUCGUGUUCAAGAAGAAUGGGAUCUUUUGGUGAAGAAAGCAGAAGCUGAAGACUACACUAACGUUUUGGUCUGUACACACGGUGGUGUAAUUACCUCGUUCUCUAACCACUUAUACAACGCCAAGGGUUACAGUUUGGGAGAGGGCCUUAAGGAAGAAAACUUGAAAGUUCCUUUCAACACAUCAAUUACAGUGGUAGAUGUGGACAAGUCUACAAAGGAGGGUAUCAUCCAGAAAUUUGGGGUCACUGAGCAUUUGGGCGGUCAUUUCGAAGUGAAGAACCAAGAUUUGCGUUGA
This is a messenger RNA of Candidozyma duobushaemuli, 690 nucleotides long. Its product is annotated as phosphoglycerate mutase. Gene Ontology annotation, biological process: regulation of pentose-phosphate shunt; positive regulation of DNA repair; fructose 1,6-bisphosphate metabolic process. The transcript has a single exon. Gene Ontology annotation, molecular function: fructose-2,6-bisphosphate 2-phosphatase activity. NCBI's taxonomy places the organism in Eukaryota, Fungi, Ascomycota, Pichiomycetes, Serinales, Metschnikowiaceae. Gene Ontology annotation, cellular component: cytosol. The record is from RefSeq and is a predicted model, not a curated record. Bases 1 to 690 code for a protein of 229 amino acids.